Cokeromyces recurvatus is the source of this 402-nucleotide messenger RNA. RefSeq lists its product as uncharacterized. The transcript is spliced from 3 exons. The annotation marks the transcript as partial. NCBI's taxonomy places the organism in Eukaryota, Fungi, Mucoromycota, Mucoromycetes, Mucorales, Mucoraceae. Gene Ontology annotation, molecular function: histone H4K20 methyltransferase activity; protein binding. The record is from RefSeq and is a predicted model, not a curated record. Gene Ontology annotation, cellular component: nucleus.
AGUGCUGGGUUUGAAAUUUGUUCAACUACACGAUAUACGGGUGAAAUGGAAGCGUGUAUCAUAGCCACUAAAGAUUGGAAAGUGGGUGAGCAAGUCACAGCUUGUUUAGGUGCUAUUGCGUAUCUUAGUCCUAAUGAAGAUGCCAAAUUAAAAAGUGAAGAUCGUGAUUUUAGUGUAAUGUAUUCGACUAGAAGAAAAUGCACAUCAUUAUUUCUUGGUCCUGCACGUUUUAUGAAUCAUGAUUGUAACUCUAAUUGUGAGUUUAUGAAUAUCGGUAAUCAAGCAGUUACCUUUAAGGUUCGACGAAGUAUUGUCUGUGGUGAAGAAAUGACUGUGUUCUAUGGUGCUGAUUAUUUUGGUGAAAAUAAUUGUGAAUGUUUAUGCAUGUCUUGUGAAAAGUAA